UCAUAACAUUCUCACUCACUAUAACUAACCAUUGAAGAAGUGCAAUUUCGUCCUCUAACACUCUUCCAAAUCAUGGCUAGCUCACUGCUUGUGAGGGUUGCCAGCUGCAUGGUUGUGGUGUGGAUGUUUAGUUUUGGGCACAUAAUUCCCUUGGCAGAAGCUGAAAUUCCAUGUGGCAGGGUGCAAAUCACUGUGGCUCCAUGCAUAGGGUACCUAAGGGGUUCUGGUGGAGGUGUCCCUGCACCAUGCUGCAAUGGGGUUAAGAGCAUAAACAACCAAGCCAAAACCAUCCCAGAUCGUCAAGGGGUGUGUAGGUGCCUCAAAAGCACUGUUUUGAGCUUGCCUGGACUCAAUCUUGCAACCCUUUCAGCCCUCCCUAGCAAGUGUGGGAUCAACUUGCCCUACAAGAUCACCCCCACCAUUGAUUGCAACACGGUAAAGUACUGACAGUUUGCUCGAGGGUUUUACGCUUGUUGACUUUACACUUGUUUCGCAGUAAUAACCAGCAAAAGAGGGAAUAAAGAUGGUUUAAUUUCCUCCAUUGUUUGGAUCCCACUAGGGAGUAUAAUAAUGUUGAUUGUCCAAAAUGACAUAUAUUGGAUUUUCUGUCACUAAUAUACAAGAAAAUCAUUCUUCUACA
Glycine soja is the source of this 640-nucleotide messenger RNA. Its product is annotated as non-specific lipid-transfer protein 1-like. Gene Ontology annotation, molecular function: lipid binding. Gene Ontology annotation, biological process: lipid transport. Gene Ontology annotation, cellular component: membrane. Lineage: Eukaryota; Viridiplantae; Streptophyta; Magnoliopsida; Fabales; Fabaceae. The transcript has 2 exons. The record is from RefSeq and is a predicted model, not a curated record. The coding region runs from base 73 to 447 and encodes 124 amino acids.